Molecule: messenger RNA, 4117 nt
Organism: Oncorhynchus mykiss (rainbow trout)
Lineage: Eukaryota; Metazoa; Chordata; Actinopteri; Salmoniformes; Salmonidae
Gene: elapor2a
Product: endosome-lysosome associated apoptosis and autophagy regulator family member 2a
Biological process (GO): positive regulation of BMP signaling pathway
Cellular component (GO): membrane
Source: RefSeq, a predicted model, not a curated record
GGGCAUUCCUAGUGCCAUGAUCAAGCUGCGUCAACCAUGAAAGAGAAAAUCAGCAUACAGUUAAACAAAUGAUAGUGUCGCAACACGAGGAAACCAGAGUUUCCUCAUUUUUUUAUUAGGAGUUGGAGGGCCAUUGAAAUAUAUAUUUUUUAUAUUCGGAAGCUCGUAUUUCCGACAUAUCAUGAACGCUGUUUCAUCGUAAUAAUGACUCUUCUACCGCUUGCAUUUAUCAGACCACCGACGUCACCGUCGCGUCAAACACCGGUAGAUGCGAAUUGCAAACGUACAACCAGAAUCUCAAACCCAUCGGUCGCAGGUUCCUAUUAUGCCUUCCCGGUCUUGGUUUAUCGCUGGUAGCGCUCUCCUCCUCUCUUUUCGGCUGGCAUUCGGGACGAAGGGACCACAUCCAUGCACAGAGACAGACUACUACUAUGAAUAUACAGAGUGUGACAGUACAGGGUCGCGAUGGCGAGUAGCAAUCCCUCAGAGCCAUGGAUCCUGCAUCGGACUGCCCGAGCCUGUACGAGGGACAGAGUGCACAUUUUCCUGUGAGGCGGGGGAGUUUCUGGAGAUGUCUGCCCAGGAGUGUACUCAGUGUGCAGCAGGUACCUACUCUCUGGGCAGCGGUAUUCGAUUUGAUGACUGGGAAACCAUCCCCAGCGGGUUCAGCUCCCUAGCAACUUACCUUGACAAUGGUCCCCAUGGAGACGACAGCAGUACCUGCAACAGUUCGACGUGGUUUCCGCAGGGUAGUUACCUGGAGUCUAACAGAGAUGAGUGUACUGUCUCUCUGAUCUAUGCUGUCCAUCUGAAGAAACCGGGAUCAGUCUCCUUUGACUACCAGUACCCAGACGGCAACCUCUUCUUUGAGUUCUUUAUCCAGAAUGACCAGUGUCAGGAGAUGGACCAGACUGCUGAUAAGAAGUGGCUCAAGCUUACCAGUCACGGGGAGUGGGCCACACACACUGUGAAUCUGAAGUCUGGCACUAACAUCUUGUACUGGAGGACAGCAGGGAUCCUGAUUGGAGCUAAAGUAGUCAAACCUGUUCUGCUGAAGAACGUCCACAUAGAGGGAGUGGCGUAUGCGUCAGAGUGUUUCCCGUGUAAACCAGGGACGUUCAGCCAAACCCCAGGCUCCUCCUCAUGUCAGCCCUGUCCCAGAGACACCCACUCUGGCCACGGAGCCAGCUCCUGUACCCCCUGCAACACCACAACACUCUAUGCACCGGAGGGGUCAGCUGAGUGCAAAGCGAGACCACCAUGCUCCAAGAAGGAUUACUUUCAGAUCCACACCCCCUGUGACCUUGAGGGCAAGACACAGGUGACCUACAGGUGGGUGGAGCCUCAGAUCUGUCUGGUGGACGUGGCCGGGGCUGAAACACUGCCCCCCUCUGGUGACCGUGAGCCCUGCCCACCGUGCAACCCUGGUUUCUAUAACAACGACACUGCUACCUGCUCUCCCUGCCCCCCCGGGACAUUCUCUGAUGGGGUCAAAGCGUGUGAGUCGUGUCCUGCGGGUACUGAGCCUGCUGUAGGUUAUCAGUAUAAGUGGUGGAACGUCCUUCCAGCCAGCAUGAAGACAUCCUGCUUCAAUGUGGGCAACUCCAAGUGUGACGGCAUGAAUGGUUGGGAGGUGGCGGGGGAUCAUAUCCGUAGUGGAGCAGGGGGCUCUGAUAACGACUACCUCAUCCUCAACCUCCAUGUACCUGGCUUUAAGCCUCCUACAUCAGCAACAGGUGGUGCGGGGACAGAGUUUGGCCGUAUCAGCUUUGAGUUUGAGAUGGUGUGUUCAGCUGACUGUGAGCUGUACUUUAUGAUGGAUGUAAACAGGAAGAGUACAAGGGUGGUGGCGUCAUGGGAGGGCAGUAAGGUCAGACAGUCCUACACACACAUUAUGACCAAGAACGCCUCUGUGUCAUACACCUGGGCCUUCCAGAGGACCAACCAGGCCUCUGACGUGCGUCAGAAUGUGAACAACGUGGCAAGUAUCUACUCCAUCUCAGUGAGUAAUGCUGUAGACGGUGUGUCGUCGGAGUGUCAGACCUGUGCCCUCCUCUCCCAGCCCUCCGGCUCGCUGUGUGUGCCCUGCCCUCCAGGACAUUACAUACACACCAGCCAGUGCACCGAGUGCCCUCCCAACACACACCUCACCUCACACAGCACCCUGGGCCCAGAGGCCUGCAAACCCUGUGGACCAUCCAGCAAGAGCAACAAGGAGCACAGCAGGUGCUACAGUGACUGUGUAUUCUCCUACUCUGAGAACAACGUGUCUCUGAGUUUUGACUACAGUUCCCUGGGCUCUGUUGGAACACUGAUGAACGGACCCAGUUUUACCACCAAAGGAACCAAAUACUACCACCUUUUCAACAUCAGCCUCUGUGGAGGAGAGGGUAGAAGGGCUGUGUGUACAGACAACGUGACUGACCUUUCCAGCGCCGAUUCUCAGAAAGAGACAGGGGAACCAGCCAAUGCGGUGGAGACAUUAAUCUGUCAAUCAACCAUUAUCCCCUCCAGUGGGCGGGGCUUCCACACAGCACUAUCCUCUCAGUCCAUCAGCCUAGCAGACACCUUUCUGGGAGCGACAGUGGCCUUGACUCUGGAUGGAGUCAAGGCAAGACCAGACCUGUUCCCACAGACCACCAACAAAGUCCCUGACGUCAACUUCUUCUACCGUUCUCUGGAGGUGACCUCGUCAUGUGAUAAAGGUCGUAACGUGGUGGUGACGCUUCGCUGUAACCCGGAUAGAGGCACACAAGGAGAACUCACAGUACCCAGUCAGUGUCCGGCGGGGACGUGUGAUGGCUGUACCUUCCACUUCCUGUGGGAGAGCUCAGGGGCGUGUCCUCAGUGCACAUCCACAAACUACCACCAGAUAGAGGGAGCCUGCAAGGGAGGACUACAGGACACUCUGUAUGUGUGGACUGAGCCAAAGCGGUGUGUAGGAGGGGUGUCCCUCCCGGAGAAGAAGACCUGGCCGUGUGAGAGCAUGGACUUCUUGGUAAAGAUGGGGGCGACGAUAGGCGCCUUCACCGCCGCACUGCUUUUCUCCAUCACCUGCUAUUUCUGGAAGAAGAACAAGAGGCUGGAGUUUAAGUACUCGAAGCUGGUAAUGUCGUCCAAUAAGGAGUGUGAACUGCCGGGGGCGGAUAGCUGUGCCGUGAUGGAGGGAGAGGAGAAUGAGGGAGAGAUGGAGGAUGAGGUGGUCUACUCCAAAAAAACAUCCCUGAUACGCAAACUCAAAGCCAUCGCAUCUAGGGGAAACGGGAGAAGCUAUGAAAAUGUCCAGUUGAACUCCUCACAGUCAAACGGGUUGGUGUGGGGGUGAAGAAAGAGGAAAGAGAACAAGGAGAGAGACCAACCACCCCCCCAGAGAGACUUCUUCAACAUAUCUCCAUGUUGAGGGCUUGAACCCUUAACACACACACUCAGAACAUAUAUAGACACAUGCAGAGUACACACACCCAGAAUGCAUGCUCACUGACACAAACACAUGUGAGAGGACAUUACCCCCAUCUGGCCUUAUCCCUGGAAUGGUGUGUGUGUGUGGGUGGAUUGCUGGAAUAUGGGUGGUGUGAUUUUAAAAGGGUGUAUAUGGGUGGUGUGUCGGGUCUGCUUAGGUAAAGAAGAGGACCUAUAUGUGGGAUGUUUUUUGUGCUGUUUUCCGUCACUCUGUUGUCAGGUUGCUUUGGUGGCCAUGUUGUUUUCCCUCAGGUGUUUUGUCCUCUGAGACCAACCUCACAUCAAUCCUUAGGCUCCUUCUCAAUAAGAGGGAAGAUACGGUGUUCCAUAGUGCCCUCUGAAAGGCUGGGUGGGAUCUUUGCAUGUUGGCACCUGUCCAAUCCUUUGAGAUCUACAGAAGUCCACACAUAGCCCUAAAUACCCGGCACACACUCACACACACACCCUAUUACAGUCUCAUCUUAGUCUGACCUGCACCACCCUUUACCCAUUUGUUCUGUCUGUAGGCUUUGGGUUACCAUGGUGAUGGUGGAAUGUCCUUCACGCUCUCUUAGUCCAAUCGGGAGUGGCGAUGUUACAUUAUCCAUAUGAUGAUACGAUAUGAUGCUGACUGCCUUUCUGUUAUUUAAAGUGAAAUAAACUAUAUUGUAUUUGUGUA